CCGGCCAUCCUCCUCCUCCUCAUCUUACUCGUCUUUUUAGCGCAUAAGCGGGAGAAAAUUGCAAACAUGGCUCGCAGUGAGGAUCAGUAUUAUGAGAAGAUAACAUCGAUUCAACAGAGCAUGCAUAAAAGGGAGAAGCGGAGGCUGCAGCUGGAGAGGGAACUGUUUGCUUACUCCAGAUCUGAUAAAAGAAUCUCACAGAUAAAGUGUUCCAAACUGCGCAGUUGUCUCAAAGAAAUCUGUGACAGGGAAGCACAAGCGAAAAUGAGAAACCUUGAGCUUCUGAGAGAUGUGGAGUGCAUAGAAAUUAGCAUGAAGGAAUAUCGUCCUAACCAUGGCCCCCUGCAACAACAAAAGGCUGACUUUUUCAAAAAGAUUUCUAGAUUUAUGGAAGCAAAGACGAAUAUGGAGAAAGAACUUGAUGCAGCAAAGGUUGAUGCUGUGCACAGACAGCACCAGGAAAGCUCCCUCUCUCAUCCAGUUAGGGACUAUACACAACCAUCAGCAGUCAUUUCUAUGGGCCGCCAGACCUCCAGAGGGUCUGACGCUGAAGCUGGCACCACAAGUGUACACUCACACCAAGCAUCGCAUCGUUCACCCAAUCGCAGCAUGCACUCCCGCGAACGUCUACCAAGUGGCCUUUUGAAGGACUUCAGAGUUGGCGGAGAGGAUGCCGCCGGCAACCGAGCACAUUUAUCAGAUGACAUUUCAGGCUCAAACGAUUCCCCAGACGGCUGUAAUUUGAGUGACAAACAUGAAAGAACGAUGGUGAUGCUUCCAUCUGUCCGCGCAUUAACAGUCGCAGCUGGCGAUGUGCCUUUUGGAAGUGAUGAUGAACAAGAACCAUCACCUUUAGUGACCUUGACGGGGCCUGAGAAGAAACCCAGCAGCAGUAGGUUCAUGAAGGCUGAGAAUUCCCCUGUAGAGCACUCUGACCCCCGAGAAGCGGCUCAUCAGCCACCCAUAAUGGAAGAUGUGGAGAGAGCUCUCGGCCAUUUCCUGCCUCAAACCACUUUCGGAGAAGAAGCUGAAGAUAUACCAGGUAGAGAUGAGAGCGUCAGCAUACCUAGCUCUGAUAUACAGCUGUCCGAGAGCACUGCUAGCGACCUGUCCAUUUCCCUGACACAAUCUGAGCUGGAUGAGGAUCCACCAGAGGGUGUGGCACCUGAGAGAAAUACCACUUCUGAAUGGAGCGAUGAUCAAAAUCAACACAGUCCUGAAACCUCCCUCCACUCUGACGGGUCCAAAAACAAACCCCAGUCAAACGGCCAAUCCUCCGCUCCAGCGGUGACCUUGGAAAGUCUCUCCCAGGAAGGACUCUUUAAUCUGCUAGACGACAUCGAAGGACGACUCCAUGGUGAGCAGACGUGUGUGUACGAGGAUUCUUCGAUUGAUGGAAGACAACUCCAGAGAAUUAUACGCCUUUGUAACGGUGGCGCGGGCGUGAAUGGCGAGGACCUUAAAGCAUGUGGAGCAGUCAUCCUUCAUGAGCUUCAGAGGUUGUCAUGGAGCACAGAAAAGGGCUGCCUGCUACCUCAGGAUCUAGUGGAUGCUCAGCAGUCCAGCACUGAGCCUAAUGCAAUAAGCACCAGCCUCCCUCCUGAUGCCGCUCGGCUGUGGGAUCGCUGGUUCAAGCACGCCCUUCUGCUGAAGGAGAGCCGUGUCCUCAGCACUGAGCGCCUGGUCCAGCUGUUCACGCCGCUGCUGCUGGAGCGCCAUGCCACCUACAGCCACCAGGCCAAAGUGCUGCUGAGGACACUUGUGUCCCGGUCCAGUGAGGAGUGCCCCUCAGCGGAGGACGAGAGUGACUCGUCUCCUUCCUCUGGUCCUCCUUCUCCCCUGGCGGACGCUGAUGUGACGCCCGCCAAGCCGGUACAGAAGCAACAGAUCCAAGAACUACAAAGUACUGAAGAGGACAGCCAGGCCGAAAGCCCUGUGGAAAGUGUUCCUAUUAGAGAGACAAAAGCAUAUCAGUUACUUAAACAAUCAGCGAUGCAGGAAAGGCUGCAGAGCUCUGAAGAGGAGGAGGAGGAACUCUCAGGAAUAAAUCAUGGCCAUGAAGAGGACCUGGGGAGGGCCAAACGCUCCUCACAUCAAGACCCUUACCCCGGGAAAGAGAAGACUAACUCAAAAAUUCUUUCUACUCUGAAGACCAAAGAUUUCUGGGGGGAUUCGGAUGACAGCAACUCGGAGAUUGAAGCAGCCUUACGUCCUCAACCUUUCAACAAAAACAUCGGUGACACCGACAGCUUCAGUGACUGAUAAUUCCCUGUAGAUAUUUUUUAAAUGCACUACAUUACAUCGCUCCAAAAUUCCAGGCAGUUUGGCUCACAGUAAAUCAACCCCUGACCGUUCUUUUAUUGGUCUGCAUUGUAAAUCAUAUGUGCACUGUAUCGUAAAAACAAAUAAUAAAGUUGACAGCUCUCACGCCGGGUAAAGUAUGUGAAGAGUUGUCCAACACUCUGAUGUUAA
Notothenia coriiceps (black rockcod) is the source of this 2472-nucleotide messenger RNA. It is a transcript of the gene kiz, whose product is annotated as kizuna centrosomal protein. Bases 67 to 2262 code for a protein of 731 amino acids. Gene Ontology annotation, biological process: spindle organization. The transcript has 15 exons. Gene Ontology annotation, cellular component: centrosome. NCBI's taxonomy places the organism in Eukaryota, Metazoa, Chordata, Actinopteri, Perciformes, Nototheniidae. The record is from RefSeq and is a predicted model, not a curated record.